Molecule: messenger RNA, 4608 nt
Organism: Mycosarcoma maydis (corn smut)
Lineage: Eukaryota; Fungi; Basidiomycota; Ustilaginomycetes; Ustilaginales
Exons: 1
Coding region: 1-4608 (1535 amino acids)
Source: RefSeq, a predicted model, not a curated record
AUGCCUCUUGGCACGUCCCACGAUCGCGCAGCUGCGCCUUCAGCAUCUGCAGCCCCUUCAUCUCGCAUUUCGGCGUCUCCCACACAGUCAAGAGGUUACGGUCACCGUCGAGGAAUGCCUCCUGCUACCUCCAUAUCUUCCAACCUGAGCAAUCUCACCGCUCGAUCCGCUUCCGCUUCACAUUUUAGUUCACCGCCACCACCAUCUUCCUUAUCACUCUCUAAAGCGUCCACCUCGGCUGCAUUGACAAGCACCGACGAGAGCGAUGACUUUCGGCGUUUCUUGGACGAGGCUCACGCCAAAGACAAUCUGCAACGUCGUAAUCAAACCAACAGGCCUGCCAAGCUUGCCGCGCCCGAAAGGGCGAACUGCAGACAAUCAGGGGCUACCGAGUCCUUGCGUAGAGUUGCCAGCUCUUCUACAAUCAACAGUGUCAGCAGCCAACGUGCUGGCAAUGCUAGCACAGAUCACAGUCCCCUUGCGAGCGGCAGAAUAAGAAAUGAAUCAACGUUUUCUUCUGCUGCUUCCAGGGCGCCACGUUCGGUCUCAAACUAUUCCGCAGUCACCUUUCGCAACCCUACAAGCCAGUUUUUGGAAAAUCUGUCGGUCGAGGCACAGACGCCCGAACUCGGUAUCGACGAUACUCCCAUCACCGGCCGAGCGGUCGACAACAGGAGUCACCUCACUGCAAUUGGUCAUGCAGCUCAGCUUCAGAGUCGCAGCGCUUCAGCCUCGCAUUCAUCCAAAAGCGUGACCAUCAGAUUCAAAGCUCCCUCAUCAACUUCUUCUAGAUUACACGGCACUUCUCCACAAUCUUGCGUCCCUACGCUGCAAAAGUCACCACAAGCAGCACCCACUAGCACGCCUCGCAUCACAUCGCCCACUGCGCUUUCGCCACGAAGCAGGCCACAGAGUUAUUUUCACACGCCACCUUCCGAGGCUUCUGGCAUUGUUUCACCGCGCAAACUUGGUGCCAUCGGUCUAGGACAUGGACUGCCGAAGUCGCCAGGAUGUCCACCCCUGCCAAACAAGCGCAGUGCCGACCAAAUGGAACGCAGCUCAUCAUUGCAGUCAAGCGUCAAGCUUCAAGAAGCGGCAAAAGAUCUCGAGGCUCCUGCCAUGCAGCACAGUCCGUGUCAGCCCGCGUCUCGCCGCAAGACUUGGUUUGGUCUUGCUUGGCCUUCUGAAACGCACCCUUCAGCCGAGUCAGACACUAGGGACGAACCCAUGCAAGCUGUGGAAGCAUUGCAGGAUCGACCUCCUCCUAUGAGCGAGGAGGAAGCUGCCUUUAGAAGGUCGCUCGGAUAUGACGAUGUCUUCGACCCUUCAGUCGAUAGUGAGCAUGUUGCGCACAACUCGUCUGACCUCAAGGCGUUUCCGGGAGGUCGCGAUUCAGAUGCCACCAUCAAAGCUGAGCCUUCGUCGGGGCAGAUCCCGGUCAGGGAGAGACGUGUAUCUUGGCUACCUUGGCGCAAUGUCACCCCGCUCACUACUGACGCCCCAGUCAGCUCGAUGGCCGAGACCCAGCUUGAUGGCUCUGGCCAGCAGCAGCAGCAACCACAGCAGCCACAGAAUGCUCAGCAGCAGAACAACGAGGUAUCGGAUUCGCCCGACCAAACCACUUUGCAAGCAAUAACGCAAGAGGCCCCGCCAGCCGUUGCCGAACAAGAACAGAACACCGUCACAUACAGGACUGUUGUCAAGCGAGGUUGGAUGGGCGCGCGCUAUGAAGUGCAAGAGCCUGUAUCCGGUUUGUGCGACGUGUCCGAUCCUCCAACGCAUCAGCCGCCGAUCCCGAUCUCGGAACAAGGUGCUGCUUCCACGACACAGGGCAACAACGAACCAAGCGCGGACCAACCUGAUCAGAACCAAGUCUCAAACGCACCGCAUGAACAAGCAGGUCCCUCUGAUGCUCAUGCAAGACAAACGAGUGCGACUUGGCGUUGGAGAUUCUGGUCCGGCUACGAAGACCGGCCAGAGGUCGAAGCGACGUCCUCUGCUCAGCAACUCCAAGUACCAGACACCUUGCCGGCCGCACAGCCCGAAAAUCCUGAAUUACAGCGUGGCCAAACCGAGCCAGUGGUGCCAAUGGACAUCGACCGUGACGACCAGACACCGGCAGCAACAACGGCCUCGGACGGAAACUCUUGGACGUAUUCUUCGUAUGUGGCCAGCUGGGUUCCCACUUGGGUCUACAAUGCGCAGCAGCAAGAAAGUGCGGUCCAAGCUAACGCUUUACCAGUCAAAGAGCCGACCAUCAAUGAGGAUGUGGCUGCAACUGGCAGGUCUGCGGAUGCAACCCCACGCACGCCCGCCGAGCAAGUCAAGGCGGACGCUCUCGCGCGCGAUACAACUGCCGCCGUCUUUGAUGCCAACAAGGCCAUCCUCAAUAGCUCGACACGCAGCGGCUGGGUCAAGUUUUUCGCCUCCCGAAGCGCCAAUUUGCCGCGAGAAGCGCCCGAGGCUAUCACGGAUGAUGAUGGGAUCGAGGUCAUGGACAUCAGUCAGAUAGAAGGCGCUCCUCGACCAGUCACAGCGCGCACUAUCGCACCGAGCAAUGCUGGACUCACACCAGACGUGGCUCGGGCGCCACGCGCCAGAGUGGCCACCGGUGGCAGCCUGGCAGGGUCUAAAGCCUCCUCGCUGGCUGGAGAUGCUGAGACCUUGCGUGCUGCUCCGCCCUUAUCGACGAGCAAGGAGAGCGUCAAGAAUCUCGGCAAGGCAGCUGUCACCAAAGCUGCCAACGUCAAGGCAGCUUCCUCGCUUGGGCUUGGAAAAGGCACGCGAUCUGAUGCCCCCCAGGCAUAUGCCGGUGAUGCAGGCAGCGGCUUGCAGCCGGCCAAGGAUGUCAGCAAGAACGUGGCACCCAGUGGAGCGGAGCGUUAUUCGUCAGGCGCUUCUACGCCGACACGAUCUGCUGCUGAUUCAGGGCCGAUCGUCCCGGCCAACUUGGUGCUGCCGUCGUUUGACGAUACGUUCACCAGAGCGCCAAGGAUGUGGCCACCCAAGGUCGGCGUGCUCGAGAGGACGCUGAGCGCUGUCAACAGCUACCUCUUCAGCAAGGUACCUGAUUUGGAGCGCAUGAAGCGGCCCACGCGGUUCUCAACGUAUGGAGAGCGCAACCUUGGAUCCAGCGCUUCGUCGUUCAAGAGCAACGCGGCCUCGUUCCAGGGUGGUAGACCAACCCAGCGGCUGGCAGGUAAAGCCAAAGCCACUGGAGCAGGCUCGAGCAAAGACAAAGGUGUCGAAACGGCGCUCAAAGAAGUGGCUGAAUCGGCACAGCGUCUGCCGCGCGCUUGGUCAACGGUCGGCAUGCACGAACGAGCGCAGACCAAGGGCACUGCUGGCAUUGGUAAGAUUGUGGUCAUCGGCGUACACGGCUGGUUCACGCAGAGCAUCUUUAAGAACAUGAUCGGCGAACCCACAGGUACGUCUGCCAAGUUUGCGGCGAUGCAGACCGAGUCGAUUCGGCGUCAUUUCCUGGAAGCUGGGUUGGAGCUCAACCCGGAAGCAAUUACGGCGAUUUCGCUGCAGGGAGACGGGAAGGUAGCCGAUCGCGUGGACCGGUUGUUCUCGGAACUGAUCAGCCGGCCGAAUUGGGUCAACGACCUGAAGAACGCGGAUGCGAUCUUCCUGUCGGCUCAUUCGCAGGGCGCCAUUGUGGCGACGCAGCUGUUGGCUCGGUUGAUCGAGCAACGCCAUGUUCGAGCGCAACACACGCGUGUCUGUCUGCUCGCCAUGUGCGGCAUCCACCACGGACCAUUUGCGCACCUGAAAUCGUCCAUCACCGCGAGCUACAUCAACUACUUUGAGACGGCAGCCGCGAAGGAGCUGUUCGAAUUCCAGUCUUCGUCGACAGCGGUCGCUAAGCAGUAUACAGCGGCACUCAAGAUCGUGCUAGAUGCCGGGGCCAAGUGCGUCUAUGUGGGGUCGACGGACGAUAACGUCGUGCCCAUCUACUCGGCGCUGAAUUCGAGCAACAACCAUCCGAGUAUUCUGAGGGCGCUGUACAUCGAUGGGCAGGCGUUUCCGAAGGUGGACUUUUUGACAAACUUGCUGGUGCUCUGCGUCGCGGUCAGGAAUGCCGGUUUGAGCGACCACAAUUUGUUGACGCUGCUGUCGGCGAGUGUGGCGGGAAGUUUGUAUGGCGGGCUGGGGCAUUCCAAGGUGUAUGAGGAGAGGGCGGUGUACGACUUGGCGACGAGAUAUUUGUUCGAGGUCACGCAUCCGUUGGCAGAGCCGACGUUUGUGCCGGGUGCCGCUGGGGCUUCGGCAGCGUCCACGCGGCGCGUGUCGAGCACAGAGGCGGAUACAGAGAAGGUGGUUCUGGUAUCGGAAGCGUUUGAGGCGCAGCGUUGGAAUCCGUACGAACUGCCGUGGUCGCUACGUGGACUGUUCGAGGACAAGCACGUAAGGAGUUUGUUUGCCGAAGACAUGCUCGAGCUGCUGCAGAGCUAUGACGAGUGGAAACCGGACGCUAAAAGCAAGGCGUUGAAGGAUCUCCAGUGGAGGCUCGCCCCCAUGCGUAGUAUCAAGCCGCCCGAGGUCGAGUUGGACGACGACUCCACACGCAACCAGAGCGCUAAGCCGAACAGCUCGAAGCUUUGA